UUUCCAGAAGAAAAGAUUAAAGGGGAAUUAUCAAGAACAGCUUUUUUUUUGAAUAGUAAAAAAUAAAAUGGCCACAACCUUGGCUCUUCAGACUGAGCUGAUCCAGGGAGGACUUCUGGCAGUGAAGGUAAAGGAAGAAGAAAAGGACCGUGCCUGUGGGCGAGAAUCUGGCCUGUCAAGAAGUAACCUUCAUACCAGAGAGUUCUUCCGUAGACGCUUCAGGCAGUUCUGUUAUCAGGAGACCACUGGUCCCCGGGAAGCUCUUCAGAGACUCCAGGAGCUCUGCCAUCAGUGGCUGCGGCCUGAGAUGCACAGCAAGGAGCAGAUCCUGGAGCUGCUGGUGCUGGAGCAGUUUCUGACAAUCCUGCCUGAUGACCUGCAGGCCUGGGUGAGAGAGCACCACCCUAUGAAUGGAGAUGAGGCAGUGGCUGUGCUGGAGGAUUUGGAGAGAGAGCUGGAUGAACCAGGAGAGCAGGUCCCAAGUCAUGCACAUAAACAGGAAAUAUUUGUAACACAGAAGGCAACUCAAGGAGCAGCCCAGGAGUCAUCAAGUGGCCAAUUCCAAAUCUUGGAAAAGAAGCUGCAGUGUAACUUACCAGAGGCGUGCCCGGUUCAAGACAUUGAUGGUAAGGCUGGUAACUGGAAUGUGGAGUUAGCUUCUGCAAAAGAACUUUCUAAAGAAAUGAAAUCUCUCAUACAAGUACCUGGAAAACUUAACAGUGAUGUUACUAAAGUGUCAGAAUGUAGAGACACCUGUGACCACGAGGGCAAAUUGGAAAGGCAACGGGUAAACUCUUCAAUAGAGAGACCCUAUAUCUGUGGUGAAUGUGGAAAAAGCUUUACCCAGAAUUCUAUCCUUAUCGAGCACCAGAGGACACACACAGGUGAGAAACCCUAUGAAUGUGAUGAGUGCGGGAGGGCCUUUAGCCAGCGGUCAGGCCUGUUCCAGCACCAGAGACUUCACACUGGGGAGAAGCGCUACCAGUGCAGUGUCUGUGGUAAAGCCUUCAGCCAGAAUGCUGGGCUUUUCCAUCACCUCAGAAUCCACACUGGAGAAAAGCCUUAUCAGUGCAAUCAGUGCAGCAAGAAUUUUAGUCGACGUUCUGUCCUCACUAAGCAUCAGAGAAUUCACACUGGAGAGAGACCUUAUGAAUGUGAAGAGUGUGGCAAGAACUUCAUUUACCAUUGCAACCUCAUACAGCAUCGGAAAGUCCACCCUAUCACUGAACUGAGGUAGCUUCUUGGAAUAGGGAAGG
This is a messenger RNA of Marmota flaviventris (yellow-bellied marmot), 1256 nucleotides long. RefSeq names its product zinc finger and SCAN domain containing 23 (gene Zscan23). The record is from RefSeq and is a predicted model, not a curated record. Lineage: Eukaryota; Metazoa; Chordata; Mammalia; Rodentia; Sciuridae.